This is a messenger RNA of Rhodofomes roseus, 1293 nucleotides long. RefSeq lists its product as uncharacterized. The coding region runs from base 95 to 1144 and encodes 349 amino acids. Lineage: Eukaryota; Fungi; Basidiomycota; Agaricomycetes; Polyporales; Fomitopsidaceae. The record is from RefSeq and is a predicted model, not a curated record. The transcript is spliced from 7 exons.
UGAAUCUGCCAAGACCUGGUAUAAGUACUGAGCUCUCGCAUGUGCGCGAUCCAUUCUCGUCGCGGUCGUGCGUUGUCAACUCUUGCGCAUAGCCAUGUCCUCCGAGGCUGCUACUCUUGAACUACUGAACAGGAUUCGGGUGACGAAUUUUGUUCUGCCUAUUCUCUCAAUAUGCCUCACAAUAUUCCGUCUCUGGGAGAGAGGGAGUAACCGCCGACUCUGGUGGGAUGAUGCCUGGGCUGCAUUCACCAUGGUCGGCGUACUCAUUGUCAUGGUCAUGUUUGAAUUGUUCCUUCAGGAGCACAUCGAGAAUCCAAACAAGUACCCUCAGCACCUCAAAAUUGCGAUCUACUAUCUAUGUGCAGAGGGAUUCUACGUCGUCGUGUGGAGCUCACGGAUGACCAUCCUGUUCACAAUCAUGCGUGUCGCCACCAUGAGGAAAUUCCGGUUGCUCCUCAGGGGCGUCGCGAUCGUAUUUGCGAUGACCUUUGUGAUCCUUUUCGCUCAGGUAUUCUGGGUCUGCGAACGGGAACCAGGCUGGAAAGACCUCGCCUCUCCCCAGUGCGAACUGGGGGACGAUGUGGCAGUCGCACAAAUUACCACCGACAUAAUCGCCGACGCGUUCUUGAUUAUUGCCCCUGUGCGACUCGUGUGGGGGGUCAAACUCUCAUGGACUCAGAAGAUGCGCAUCAUUGCCAUCUUCUCGUCCUCCUUCAUCACUACCGCCGUCAGUCUCUACCACGCGUCGACUGUGCUGCGAGGUGGCGGUCUCCCCGAAGCUCUGGGCGCGGUCAUAGAGCCCUCAGUCACCUUGAUCGUGGCGAAUUUGAACGUCGUGGUGGCCUUCAUCUUCCGCUUCGGCGCAGAGGACAGACAAGCGACGGCAGCGUCUCGCGGCACGCGGGACAUCGUCACAAUCGGCAGUGGUGACCCUCGUUCCAAGCGGAACAGGUAUGGCGGCAACAUGAUGGGCGCCAUAUCGGUGACUACGGAGUGGGAACACGAUGGGUUGCCGCCGCCGACUACCAUCAUGCUCGACCAUCUGGACGGUGACAACAUCACCAAGAAGGCAUCGGGUGAUGUCGCUGAUGAGAGCUUGGAUUCGGUUCAGAAGGUUGUGUCGUGGCACGCUGGCUCAGACUAGGGUACAUAUCGAUGUACAGGCCAUUCUUUUGAUUUCACUGGCUGUCUGGGAUAGUCAAUUCGAAUGAGUUUAGAAAUGUGCACAAUGGACUUUGCACAGUAUCAGGGAUAACGCAUUGAACGGGCUAUCAUUUGAGAUUCGGCACCGAG